Prunus dulcis (almond) is the source of this 1372-nucleotide messenger RNA. RefSeq names its product LAG1 longevity assurance homolog 3-like. Gene Ontology annotation, biological process: ceramide biosynthetic process. Gene Ontology annotation, cellular component: membrane; endoplasmic reticulum. Lineage: Eukaryota; Viridiplantae; Streptophyta; Magnoliopsida; Rosales; Rosaceae. The record is from RefSeq and is a predicted model, not a curated record. The transcript is spliced from 6 exons. Bases 205 to 1152 code for a protein of 315 amino acids. Gene Ontology annotation, molecular function: sphingosine N-acyltransferase activity.
GUUAUCUAGAACUGCAUGACCCGAUUGCGAUAACGGAAAAAUAAUCAAAAACAAAAAACGGUUGAAGCGUGGGAUUAAGUUUUGCGCUUUUCAAAAGUGAAUCGCCGUUUUUCCAUAAUUUUUCCACCAAACAGCACCUUGUUCAGCCGACAUUACUGAUCCUCCAUCCUCUCCAAAUCCUUGGAGUGAGUUUGGUUCGUCAAGAUGGAGGAAUUGGGUCUGUUUGGAAUCAGUGGUUGGGUCAACCUCAGACUCAACUGGGAGGAAGAGUCGUACCCAGUGCCCAAAGACUUUUUGGUCCUUCCUUUGUUUGUUCUUCUCUUCCCUUCACUCAGGCUCUUCCUGGACAUUUAUGUCUUUGAGGGAUUAGCAAGACGCCUUAUGUUGGGAAAGCAGCAUGCAAUGCUGAAUGUUGAGACACGCCAUCAACGGAAGAAAAUUAAUAAAUUCAAAGAGUCAGCAUUUAAAUGUGUUUAUUUUUUCUCUGCGGAGCUUUUGGCCCUUUCUGUUACGUACAACGAGCCUUGGUUCUCUAAAACCAAAUACUUCUGGGUAGGGCCAGGCAAUCAGGUUUGGCCCGACCAGAAAACUAAAUUAAAAUUGAAGGCACUGUACAUGUAUUCCGCCGGAUUCUACAUUUACUCCAGCUUUGCUUUGGUGUUCUGGGAAACAAGGCGCUCUGACUUUUUGGUGUCAAUGGCUCAUCAUAUAGCAACUACGGUUUUACUUGUGUCGUCUUACAUAUUCAAGUUUUCUCGUGUUGGCUCGAUUAUUUUAGCCCUCCAUGAAGGAUGCGAUGUGUUCUUAGAGAUUGCCAAGUUGUCAAAAUAUUGUGGCUAUGAACUGAUGGCCGGCUUUGCUUUUGUUAGUUUUGUUCUUUCUUGGACAGUACUGCGUCUUAUUUAUUUUCCAUUUUGGAUAAUUUGGAGUACCAGCUACGAGUCUCUUUUGACCUUGGACAAGGAGAAGCACUUGGUGGAUGGAUCUAUAUAUUAUUACUUGUUUAAUACUCUUUUACUUUGCUUGCUCAUUUGUCAUAUUUAUUGGUGGAUGUUGAUGGUUCGGAUGCUCAUGAAGCAAAUUCGUGCAAGAGGGAAAAUUGAUGAUGAUGUUCGAUCUGAUUCUGAAGGUGAGGACGAACAUAACGAUUGACAGCGAAAAAUGACAAUGUCCAAAAGUGAGGAUGUAUUCAUAAGAUCAUACUGAAACAGUUCUUACCAGCUUUUGAGGGCUUUUUAUGAGAUCCAUUAUGUAAUGUCCUUUAAUCCGGAAAGUAAAGCUGUUUGUCCAUAAUUUCACGUUCACACGCAGCCUUGUAGUUGUGAUUGUUUAAACGAUUGUGGUUUAUAAAAAGGCAUUGAGUUUGGGCAAA